Messenger RNA from Acanthocheilonema viteae, 867 nucleotides. The record is from the annotation of a GenBank genome assembly. Lineage: Eukaryota; Metazoa; Nematoda; Chromadorea; Rhabditida; Onchocercidae.
AUGCCAAGUGAGCGAAAACUGUACAAAUAUGCAACAUAUUUGAGCAAUUGUUCACGUGAGGCAUUUGAUUACGGGAAGUGUGUCGCAGAGAAAGCCGGGAAAGUAACUUAUUUGGCUUGUCAACGUGAAUUUGCAUCGUUGUUAAAUUGUGUGGAAAAACAGGUAAAACGAUACAAACGAGCGAAGCGUAUCAUCUCUAUUUAUCGACAUAACUUCAGCCUGGGACCACCUUACAAAGUUUUGCUGGAUGGUACUUUUGCUGUGGCUGCACUAAAAAAUAAAAUUAAUUUGCGAGAACAGAUGCCAAAAUAUUUAAAUGCUGAAGUUGAUAUACGGGUAACCAGCUGUGUGCUUAAAGAAUUAGAAAAACUGGGGUCUACGUUAUAUGGUGCGUUGCAUGUUUGCAAGCAAUUUGAUGUUGAAUCAUGUCCCCAUCAACCUGUUCGAACGGCAGUAGAGUGCAUCAAGCAUAUGGCACGUCGAAUGAAACGUAGAAUAACAUACUUCUUUGCAACGCAGGAUAAUGAGCUCACGGAAGCCUUGAAGCAGAUUCCCGGUAUACCAGUCUUGUUCAUCAAAUAUAAUACAAUUUUGAUCGACAGACCCAGUCAGGCUACUAUUCAGGAAAUCGAAAAGCCAAAAGAUCAGUUAUUUGAAGUGAGUGAACUAAAAAAGGCUGUUUUUGGUGAAGAUGAAAAGCCGAGACGGAAGAGAAAAGGUCCAAAAGGACCGAAUCCUCUUUCGGUCAAGAAGAAGAAAAAAAAGACCCAUUUAACCAGUAAUCACCAGGAAUUGGGGCCAAAUGCGAAAACUGGUGCCUUAAAGAGACGCCGCCGGAGAAGGAAGAAAAGAAGCGAGGGGCAAUAA